Molecule: messenger RNA, 1125 nt
Organism: Amorphotheca resinae ATCC 22711
Lineage: Eukaryota; Fungi; Ascomycota; Leotiomycetes; Helotiales; Amorphothecaceae
Exons: 4
Coding region: 58-909 (283 amino acids)
Source: RefSeq, a predicted model, not a curated record
AUUGUGUGGUUGAUAUAUUGAUAUAUUGAUAUCUCGAUAUACAAAAUAUAUAUCCUCAUGUCGAAGCUCUCUCCUGCGCUGAAGGCCCUCAUCGCCGCUCCCUUCGCGCGCCCCAACACCCUCCCCGCCCCGCCGCACAUCCGCUCCGUGUAUGAGCGUCUGCGGACUGAGGCCGCUGCGAAGAAGGUCGGGUCGGCGCCAUGGCUGGCUCUCUCUACGGCGACCACGAUGACUAUGAACUCCCCCGAUGCCCUGACGGAGCUGUUCAGCCUGGCCACGUCCAAGGCCGACAAGGCGCAGGCGGUGCAGACCGCGGAGCUCAUGCGUGAGAUUGGACUGAAAUGCAUUGGCUUCAAUGGCGUCCCGCGCACCAUCAACUGUCUGAAUGCCUUCCGCGCCGCUCUCCCGCAAGACAUCGUCUCCGCUCUCUCCACAACGCCUACUCGCACCCCCACAACCGAGAACAUCGCCUCCAUCAUCGCCCGCGGCCAAUCCCUCUGGACAUCAAUCUACCGGCCCUUCGACACCAAAUUGUACGACAAGCUCGCCGCCUCGCACCCCGACCUCCCAGUCCACAUCCUAAACCACGAGUACGGCGCGCUGUUCGCCGACCCUCCGGGCCGCGAUCCGCAAAUCGCCGUGGGCCGCGUCUUGACGUCCGUCGUGGCGGUCGCGUGCCUGCGCGCCCAGACGGGCGUCGCACCCCAGGUCAUCAGUCAUGUGUUUGGACUCCGGAAAGCGUUCCAGGAUGGCUCAGCCGAGGCCGAGGGAGAGGCCGCAGUCGAGGGAGGUGAGUGGUUGGCGAGUGAUGAGGGAAAUGUGUGGUUGUUGCAGAGCGUGGAUAGCAUUGUAGAGGCGUUGGGAGAGGGGAAGGGGUCGAGCUUCGCGCCGGGGUUGGCCAAGUUGUAGAUGUUUGCGGGAUGAUGUGCUUUUACGGGGAUUGACUUUCAUAGGACGAGCUUCCUGUGGAUAGGCAGGUAUGUAUAUGUAUGCGUUUGAGAGCAGAUGGACGGUAUAGAUCCAUCUCUGCUAUGAUUGGUCAUGAUCUACAUAUUUCAGCCCUAUAGACCGGAAUUUAAAUAUCUACAUAUGUACAACUCUAUCCCGCAGCACGCUCUAUCGCAC